UCCCCCCUCCUCCGUUACCGUCUCCCCCCUUCCCACCUCCCCCACCCGCUGCUCAUCAACAUUCAACAGGAAUUCGAUUUGAUUUCGACUGAUUGCUUGAUUGCAACUCCGCCGCGAGAGAGGCCUUCGCUGCGCUACGUUCUUGCCGGGGUUGUUCUUCUUCGAUUUUUAGGGUUGCGGAGCCCUUGGAUUUCGCGUAGGAGAGCCUCCUCCCGGCCGUGUGAUGGACGCGAGGGAGAUGUGAAGCCUGGCUGUUAACUGAUGCUCGUGGAGAGAUUCGGAGGAGAGGAGCGCGCGGUGAGGAGGCGGUGGAGGCGGAAGCGCCGGAGAGUUGGGCACCAGCGCAGCCACGGACGACGCGCAGCCGCCGGGGGACGAGGCCUGGAACAGGGCUGCUCCGCCGCUGACGGCCGCCGCCGCCGCCUCCAUGGGGGAGUCGCUGCUCACCGCGCUCUCCAUGGACACCACCACGGCCCACCACCCGCACCAGGGCCCCUCCACCUUCCUCUCCAUGGACACUGCCUCCCACGACGAAUUCGACCUCUUCCUCCCGCCGCCAGGCCCUUUCCAGCGCUGCCUCCAUGCCGCCGCAGCCGCCCCCCCUGACAUCAACCUUCCCCUCGCCGCUGACCCGUCCCCUCCCCCUCCGGCCCUGCAGACCACCACCCUCCAUGAAUCCAACGUCGACAUGCUAGAUGUUGGCCUCGGCUGCCCGCAGCUCUAUGACUCGGACUCGCCUGCUGCUGCCGCCGCCACCUCGGCCCCAGUGUCCACCACAACAACUGUCCAUGUGUCUCACACCAAGAGCUCCGGUUCCAGCGCCGCACGCAAGUGCGUGAAGCGGAAUGAUAGCAUCUGGGGUGCAUGGUUCUUCUUCACCCACUACUUCAAGCCGGUUAUGUCGGCUGAUAAGGGCAGCAAGGCCAAGGCACCCACUGCUGCUGGGAAUGGUAAUAGUGCCACACUGGAUGCUUUCCUGGUGCAGCACGACAUGGAGAACAUGUACAUGUGGGUGUUUAAGGAUCGGCCGGAGAAUGCCCUGGGGAAGAUGCAGCUGAGGAGCUUCAUGAAUGGUCACUCGCGCCUUGGGGAGCCACAGUUUCCUUUCAGCGCAGACAAAGGGUUUGUGCGCUCACACCGGAUGCAGCGUAAGCACUACCGGGGGUUGUCAAACCCGCAGUGCCUUCAUGGGAUUGAGAUUGUGCGGACACCAAACUUAGUGGGUGUUCCUGAGGCUGAUAUGAAGAGGUGGUUUGAGCUCACUGGGAGAGAUGCCAAUUUCUCGGUUCCCACUGAGGCGGAUGAUUUUGAAUCAUGGAGGAAUCUGCCGACCACGGAAUUUGAGCUCGAGAGGCCUGCAACUGCUGCUCCAGCAAAGUGCACCUCACAUGGCCAUCACAAGAAGGUGCUGAAUGGUUCUGGCCUUAACCUGUCAACACAUGCAUCAAAGCAUGGUUCUGGGGAUGGUAUGGACAUCUCAGGCGUGUGCCACAAACGUAGGAAGGAUUCCUCCCCCUCUGCCAUGGAAGAGGAUUGCAGCAAUUCAAAUUCAGACAAGGUUCAGGACAUGGAUGUGAGCCACACUUUUGAGCCAUCAUGGACGAAUGACUUCACCGGUGUGAUGCGUCAUGCUUCUGGGCCAGUAACUGCCGCAAAAACAAUAUAUGAAGAUAGCAAGGGCUACUUGAUCAUCAUUAGCCUGCCAUUUGCUGAUAUACAGAAGGUGAAGGUUACCUGGAAGAAUACUCUUACGAAUGGCGUCGUCAAGGUAUCAUGCACUAGUGUCGGACGGAUGCCAUUCUUGAAGCGACAUGAUCGGACCUUCAAGUUGACGGAUCCUUCACCUGAGCAUUGUCCACCAGGGGAGUUCAUCCGGGAAGUUCCACUGCCUACCCGGAUCCCAGAAGAUGCUACUCUGGAAGCAUACUGUGAUGAAUCAGGAACAGGCCUAGAGAUUAUUGUCCCUAAACACCGUGCUGGACCUGAAGAACAUGAAGUCCGUGUGUCCCUGAGGCCUCCCUCAUCAUGGUGCCAAUGAAAACAUGUUGAAGUAUGCGGGGAGACAAGGUGUGGAUGUUACCAUACAACAAAUGCAGCUCAGUUUUGCUAAUUGUGACGGAGCAGUCCUAGUCGAUUGAAGCAUUCUGGUAGUUGGAAGUUGGCAGCUGUGGAAAUUUAGGGGCAUGCUACAAGCCACAAGGAACAUAUCUGGAUUACUCACUCGCUCUAUGUUUUGGUAUCGUUGCUGGGGAGUACCUUGUGUAUUAUCUUUUGCUUUUGUGGAAUUUUUCUUUGUAUGAAAGGUUUGCCGCCCUGCUCAAUGUGCUUCCAUCUGUGCAUUACUCUGGUGAGCAUUCUGUUUAGGCAUUUAUGGUCAGUAUUCAUAGGUUGGUGAGAAGUCUGCUUUGUGGGUGUUCCUGAAAAUUUCAUCCAGGAAAGGAGUUCAUGCAAGUGUUUCUAGGAUUUGUCCAUGUUUUGUGGGUACUAUAUUGUUUUUAUUAGCAUUCAAACGCUUUCCAGGAAAUUGCUGGAAGGCGAGUGCAAUUGUUUGAAGGUACCAGUGUAAACAAUCCGUCAUCAAUAUAGAUUUUAGUCUUUAUCAGUUA
This is a messenger RNA of Triticum dicoccoides, 2606 nucleotides long. RefSeq lists its product as uncharacterized. NCBI's taxonomy places the organism in Eukaryota, Viridiplantae, Streptophyta, Magnoliopsida, Poales, Poaceae. The record is from RefSeq and is a predicted model, not a curated record. The transcript has 3 exons. Bases 428 to 2038 code for a protein of 536 amino acids.